Molecule: messenger RNA, 852 nt
Organism: Trichophyton rubrum CBS 118892
Lineage: Eukaryota; Fungi; Ascomycota; Eurotiomycetes; Onygenales; Arthrodermataceae
Exons: 3
Coding region: 1-852 (283 amino acids)
Cellular component (GO): prospore membrane; lipid droplet; ascospore wall
Source: RefSeq, a predicted model, not a curated record
AUGGAGCGAAUAAAGCGUAUGGCCCAAGAGGAACUGCGCAAUUUCCUGGCGCUGGCUAAAGAUGGCUUGCGGUCUGGCGCAUACAUCUACCCGUUCCAGGGCAUUGCCUACUUUCUAUCGCACCCGUCACUGUACAAGCCUAUGCUGUCAAAGCUCGCACCAACAUUAUCACUGACCCUCGCCGUGACCGGAGCCAUGUUCUUCUUCACAUAUAUACCCCAAGCAGCCAUUUUGGCUCUAACAUCGGGCCCUCUCAUAGCACCAUUCUCAGCAGCUCUGCUAGUCCUCAGUGAGAGUUCAACUAUAAUAUCCUACCUCGCGAAAUCAGGCUACGUGUUCGACCAAGAUACCUUGCUUAAUCUAUUUGAUGGAACACUACUUUCAUGCGGCAACACACAAUUGGUGUCCAAGGACCGUAAACUGAAACCUGCUUCUGAUCCAAUGGCUCGUCUGGGGCAUUUUAUUAAGAAAGGUGGCGGUUCGCUGAUGAACGCGAUGAGCUUGUCAAAUAUGUUUAGAUCGCUGCUGUAUUUGCCUCUGAAUUUCAUACCGGUUGUUGGGACUUUGAUGUAUAUCGGUGCCCAGGGGACUAGGAUUGGACCUAUGUUACAUGCUAGAUACUUUUAUCUAAAGGGGUGGGGUACGAUGGAACGGGACCAGUGGCUUGAGAGGAAUAGAGGUGCUUACGCCAGCUUUGGUGCUGCUGCCUUUGUGCUAGAGAUGGUACCCUUUACAUCUCUCUUUUUCACGUAUACGAACACGGUUGGAGCUGCUCUAUGGGCCGCGAGACUGGAGAAGACCUUUGCAACCAACCCCAGCCUCCGUGGGGCCACUGAGAUGAAAUCUAUGUGA